CAAUUUCUUCCUUCGUCUUCUCAUUUCUCAAUUCUCACGACUCAGGACUCACCAUCACCACCAGUCAACUUCUUUUCCUUUCUCCCCCAAUUUUCAAAUCUAACCCUAACCCCAAACCAACAAUUGCAAGCCCCAAAUCUAUCUACCAGCGCCGUCUGCAACGAGGAAGGUGACUGCUUUGGUGCCGGCCAAGCACGAAGCUCGGACUGUUUAUAUAUUUCGCGAACUUAGAAAUUUGCUGAACUCCAGCUGGAUGGAAACUGAGCUGACAAGCUCGAGCUCGAGCCAUAAAAAUGAAAUUUGAGCUUGAGCUCAUGCCAACUGAAAAUGGUCGAGAUCGACUCAUUUACACCCCUAGUAUUGUUAAUACAGCUAAGAAAGGGUUGAUUCCUGGCUGAAAUCGUACGUCUUCAAUGACUCGACCAGCUCUUAAUCCAUGUCAUCUUUUAAACCAUCUGCACGCUAUUUUGGAUUCCGACCCUUACAUCGAUGAACUGGGGUUUAUUCAUCCAUCACAGUUUGCUGCAUUGAAUGAAGAGCUCCAUUCUUCUUCCGAACCUGCAUCUCUGCUCUCAGCUGAAACUAGAUCAAAUCCUGUACGAGAUACCAGUUCUCAUACUUUCUUUUGGCAUAAUGAACAUAAGCUGGGUAUCUCUACCCUUUUUCUAGUUCCGUUAUAUAACGCAGCUAAAGACGCAUUCAUGGAUGCUUAUAAACGAUACAGUAUGUUGCGUGGCUCUCAAGUAAAGAAAGAUGAAAAACUAGAUGACAAUUCAUUAAAUUCUUCAGCGUCUCUCAUGGACAUUGUGGAAACUCAAGUUAUGAAACACAGCAGGGCACUUGUUCUACUAAGUUGUGAUUUUGGCACUGCAUGGAAUUCCAGGAAGUUAAUCGUGUCAAAAAAGCUGGUCUUCUCAGUGCUUAUGGAUGAACUACGCCUAUCAGCUUUAGUUCUAUCCUGUUCACCAAAAAGUGAACGUGCUUGGAGCCACAGGAGGUGGGUGAUCAAGAUGAUGGCUGGAAACUGUUCAAAUCUACAAGAGAUUGUGGAAAGAGAAUCUGAGUUGGUGAAAACCCUAGCAGAGAGUUCUAAAAUGAAUUACCGUGCUUGGAACCACCGUUGCUGGUUAGUUUCCUACAUGUCGGACUCACAGGUGCUACUUGAGUUGCAGUGUUCUCGAGAUUGGGCUGAAGUUCAUGUUGCUGAUAACUCUUGUUUCCAUUACCGAGCUCGUUUGCUACUCCAGAUGAUAGAGAAUUUACGGCGUAAUAACAAGCGAGGUGGUUUGUCAGGCGCAGAAUUUCAUCAGGUGUGGGAGGAGGAGCUAGACUGGGUUGGGAUGUUGAUAAGGCGUUAUGUGGGAAGAGAGGCUUUAUGGCUUCAUCGUCGCUUCCUCUCACUGGUAUGGCUGAAACAUUUAGCAAGUGAUGAUCAAAGUAUAUCCUGCCAUUAUUGUUGCAGAAGUUCUGAGAUUUGUGACAUUAGCACAUUUGUUAAAGUUGAAUUGAUGCUAUUCAGUUCCUGCACAAUUAUCCCUGAUAAUGAAUUUGGGGAUUAUCAAGCACAAGCAACAUAUUCUGCUGCCUACAUUAUGUGGCUUGCGAAGCAAAUGCCCAUGUCUUUUGGUGUGGAGCUUCAGAAAAGUCCACAGUAUGAGAUGCUCAAACCAUUGAUCAGCGACAUUGGAAAGAGUUGCCUUUGGGAUUCUAUGGCUGGGAGUUGGUGAUUCAGUCGGAAAACCUUUAUUAUGUAAUAUUGUUUGGUUUACCCAGUUUGUGAUGAGUAGGAUCUUCCUGCCUUCCUAGUUAUGGAAGUAUGAGUUUAAACCAGUACAUAUCCUCAGUUGACUGGUUAUGCCGGCAGUCACGUAGUCUCUGGAGCAAGAAAAAUGACAACUAAUCAACUUCAGGUUCUUCUGUGCUGGAAGCUGCACUAGGAAAUCCCAGAUGAUGGAUGUUUAGGUUGAGAAUUUUAGUUGCAAGAUCUAAUAUCUUAUUGCUCUGAAAAUUUGAAAAUCCCAUGUUCAAUAGCUAACAGGAGUGGCAUGCCUGAAACUCUGUCUUAUGCAGAGUGUGCUUCCUUUUAAUUGCUGCUUCUAUUUGUAUGCGAUGUUAUCCAUGAAUCUUUUGGAUCAUAUAUGGUUUUCAUAUCUUAAAUUUAUCACUAUGCUUUGUCACAUGAAUUUGCUGAUAUCUCAGGGAACUGUGAACAAUGCAUGAUGUCAAACGGUUUAAGUUUUCUAGUUUACACGAGUUAAUCUGGAAGUAUGUGAUCAUAAUUAAGAAUACACAUUCAUAGCACGAAUAAUAACUGCAAGAAAAAAUGAGCUAUUAGAUUUUGUUGCUCAAAACAACUGCAUUGAGGAAGUCAAUAGAAAAGACUAAUUAGUAUACGUUUAUAGUAAUUGCUUGCUCAUAGAGAGCAUGGAGUGGAAGUUAAAUAGAGAGAAGGCUGCUCCACAUGGGGACACAACCGAUUUUAUAAGGGUCUUGUCAUGUAAAAUCGAUCAGUGGCAUCGGUGGUUUAUUGUUGAUUGGGUCUAAUGAGCUUCUAGUUGAUUUUGAUUUGUGAAGGUACUUCUUGAGGAAGUGUAAGAAGGUGAAGAACUAGAAUAUCAGGUGCUUGCCAUCAAUGAGUUUGUUGUCAGAGCAAAGUGGAAGUGGUUAUCACAGCAUGUAAAAAGAAAAUAGAGUGAUGCCAUUGCCAGGUUGAAUGGUGAUGUUGAGGAGAUGGGUUCCGACCCCAGAGUCUGUUGUCUUUGAAUGCCAGUAAUAUCCCACCAACCAAGCUUUGCAAAUAUAUCAACGGAUGUGCAACCAGCUUUUAGAUGAGAUGGAUAUGGCUUUGAAAAUACUAUUCUUUUUUUUUUUUGGGUUCUCGUUGUCGAAGCAGCAGAGUAAAGUAGAGUAUGAUCUUUGCUAACAAAUUCGAAGCUAAACAAACAUAAUGUAUUUUAGUGUUGAAUUAGCAAUGGGUAGCUUUUUCUUUCGGGGAGAAGAGAGGGAAUAGAAUAGAGUGACUAUUCACUGUUAUUCAAUUUGUAGAGUCAAAUAAAGUUGUUAAAAGUC
This is a messenger RNA of Sesamum indicum (sesame), 3069 nucleotides long. Its product is annotated as Protein prenylyltransferase superfamily protein. Gene Ontology annotation, molecular function: CAAX-protein geranylgeranyltransferase activity; protein farnesyltransferase activity. Gene Ontology annotation, cellular component: protein farnesyltransferase complex; CAAX-protein geranylgeranyltransferase complex; cytoplasm. Gene Ontology annotation, biological process: protein geranylgeranylation; protein farnesylation. The record is from RefSeq and is a predicted model, not a curated record. Lineage: Eukaryota; Viridiplantae; Streptophyta; Magnoliopsida; Lamiales; Pedaliaceae.